Cajanus cajan (pigeon pea) is the source of this 1919-nucleotide messenger RNA. Its product is annotated as Pentatricopeptide repeat (PPR-like) superfamily protein. Gene Ontology annotation, molecular function: protein binding; RNA binding. Lineage: Eukaryota; Viridiplantae; Streptophyta; Magnoliopsida; Fabales; Fabaceae. Gene Ontology annotation, biological process: RNA modification. The record is from RefSeq and is a predicted model, not a curated record.
CAAACCCGAACCCUGCCAGAAACGGGGAUGGAAACUUAGAUUUUGCUUCUAGCGAGUUUCGGGUCUAGGACAGUUUAAAUUUGCUGGACGGGACAGGAAACGUAAAACCCCCCGUGCCUAGAUGUGAUGACGAGACUAGGCGGAGAAAUUUCCAGUUAAACAUGCAACUCACCCAAUUGCGUAGAAUCACACCGUGUUUCAUCUCAAUAGAUCGGUUUUCUUCAAUAAGGAACCACAUUCAGCAAGGAUCAUUCAUAUGUGCUCUUCUCACGUAUAAACAAACCCGCCAAGAAGGAUUCUACAACUCCAGCGUGGUCCCCCUGUUACUCAAAGCAUGCGCUUCUCUUUCCUUCCUUCAUCACGUGAAGGCCUUGCACGCUGAGUCCAUCAAGGCAGGUUCAGAUUGCCACGUCGUCAUCGGAACCGCAUUGCUUGCCGCGUACGCCAAAUGCGGCGUCGUUAGGGAUGCACGCGAUGUGUUCGACACGAUGCCCGAGAGAAAUUUCGUGACUUGGAAUGCCAUGAUUAGUGGGUACUUGAGGAACGGGGACACGGAAUCUGCUUCUCUCGUGUUUGGUGAAAUGCAGGGGAAAACGCAAGUGAGUUGGAGUCAGAUGAUUGGUGGGUUUGCUAGGAUUGGAGAUAUUGUUACUGCGAGGAGGUUGUUUGAUGAGGUUCCCCGUGAGUUUAAGGAUGUGGUGACGUGGACUGUGAUGGUUGAUGGGUAUGCUAGAAUAGGGGAGAUGGAAGCUGCUAGGGAGGUUUUUGAGAUGAUGCCUGAAAGGAAUUGUUUUGUGUGGUCGUCUAUGGUUUGUGGGUACUUCAAGAAGGGCAAUGUGGUGGAGGCGGAGGCAGUUUUCGACCGGGUUCCAGUUCGGAAUUUGGAGAUCUGGAACUCCAUGAUUGCUGGCUAUGUACAGAAUGGAUUUGGAGAGAAAGCACUGCAGGCUUUUGAGGGAAUGGGGGCUGAAGGGUUUGAGCCGGAUGAGUUCACUGUUGUUAGUGUUUUGUCAGCAUGUGCCCAGCUGGGGCGCCUGGAUGUUGGUAAGGAAAUCCAUCACAUGGUAGAACAGAAAGGGAUAACUGUGAACCCGUUUGUGUUGAGUGGAUUGGUUGACAUGUAUGCAAAAUGUGGUGACUUGGUCAGUGCAAGGUUGGUGUUUGAAGGGUUCACUGGGAGGAACAUUUUCUGCUGGAAUGCUAUGAUUUCAGGUUUUGCUAUCAAUGGAAAAUUCAGGGAGGUUCUCGAGUUUUUUAGCAGGAUGGAGGACUCAAAUGUAAGGCCUGAUGGUAUCACCUUUAUUACUGUACUCUCGGCUUGUGCUCAUGGGGGUUUGGUCAGUGAAGCUUUGGAAGUGAUAUCCAAAAUGGAGGCAUAUGGAGUUGAAGUUGGCAUCAAGCAUUAUGGAUGCUUGGUUGACCUCUUGGGCAGAGCAGGAAGAUUAAAAGAUGCUUAUGACUUGAUGAUAAGAAUGCCAGUGAAACCUAACGACACAGUUUUGGGGGCAAUGCUUGGUGCAUGCCGGAUUCAUUCAGAUAUGAACAUGGCAGAGCUAGUAAUGAAGUUGAUCCGUGAAGACUCUGCUACAGGUGCGGAUUCUCACAAUGUGCUUUUGUCCAAUAUAUAUGCAGCUUCUGAAAAAUGGGAGAAAGCUGAAAGGAUGAGGAGGCCCGUGGUAGAUGGAGGAUCUCAAAAGACACCUGGGUGUAGUUCAAUAAUCUUUAGUGACUCUUAUGGAUUGAGUGAGGUAGUUCCACGUUAAAAUUAAUGGCCCAAGUGCAAUCUAAAAAGGAGAAAUACGAAAAUAAACACUGCUCUAUACACGAAAUAGCCUAGUGGCAACAAAGAUGCGUGGGCUUUUUACACUGUGAGGCCCCAAGCCAAGAUCAAUGGAUGGUUGCUGCCUCCAUUAUGGGGU